Messenger RNA from Dacryopinax primogenitus, 534 nucleotides. RefSeq lists its product as uncharacterized. The coding region runs from base 51 to 422 and encodes 123 amino acids. The transcript has 2 exons. The record is from RefSeq and is a predicted model, not a curated record. Lineage: Eukaryota; Fungi; Basidiomycota; Dacrymycetes; Dacrymycetales; Dacrymycetaceae.
CGAAAGCAACAUCGCACUUCCUACCAUCGUUUAUAGCCUUGAGCUUCACCAUGGGCCGCCUACGUCGCUCCCGUACACACAAAGCCCAACGAGACGUACACCGCGCCUCACGCACCCGGGCACGCACAAAAGACCUAGACCAAAUCCAAGCUGACCUCUUGCCCGCCCGACGAGCCCUGCUCGAAGCACAACCUAUUGAUCCGGACCUCCCCGGCCUGGGGCAGCAUUAUUGUGUUGAGUGUGCGAGGUAUUUCGAGAGCGACGCUGCACUGAAAGUGCAUUGGAGGGGCAAGCUGCAUAAGAGGAGGUGUACGAGGUUGAGGGAGCCAGCAUAUACAAUAGAAGAGGCGGAGAGGGCGGCAGGUCUGGGGAGGGAGACGAGGACGAGGAAGCCCGAAGUAGCGAUGGAGCAGGAUGCAUAGGUCGGUCAUGCACUUUUUCACCUUGUUACAUUUCUCAUAAUAUGCAUAUGCACAGAGCUGCUGUCGUCUUCAGACACUUAUUUCUCUCUCUGUUAGACUCAUAUGUACAAUA